Molecule: messenger RNA, 648 nt
Organism: Saccharomycodes ludwigii
Lineage: Eukaryota; Fungi; Ascomycota; Saccharomycetes; Saccharomycodales; Saccharomycodaceae
Gene: PRE3
Product: proteasome core particle subunit beta 1
Exons: 1
Coding region: 1-648 (215 amino acids)
Cellular component (GO): proteasome core complex
Molecular function (GO): threonine-type endopeptidase activity
Source: RefSeq, a predicted model, not a curated record
AUGAAUGGAAUUAGUGUUGACAUACAGCAUUUGAAAAAAGGUGAAGUCAGCUUGGGUACUUCUAUCAUGGCUGUUACUUUUAAAGAUGGUGUCAUUUUAGGUGCAGAUUCACGUACCACCACAGGUGCAUACAUUGCUAACCGUGUCACAGAUAAACUAACCAGAGUUCAUGAUAAAAUCUGGUGUUGUAGAUCUGGUUCCGCUGCGGAUACACAAGCAGUUGCUGAUAUUGUUCAAUAUUAUUUAGAUUUAUACACCACUCAAUUUGGUGAGCCAUCUACUAAGACGGCCGCUUCUAUUUUCCAAACUUUGUGUUAUGAAAAUAAAGAUAAUUUAAGUGCUGGAAUAAUUGUGGCUGGUUAUGAUGCGAAAAAUAAGGGCGAAGUUUACAGUAUACCUUUAGGCGGGUCUAUUCAUAAGCAACCAUAUGCUAUUGCUGGUUCGGGGUCGGCUUUUAUCUAUGGUUAUUGUGAUAAAAAUUUUAAGGAGGAUAUGACUAAAGAAGAGACUGUUAAUUUCGUUAAACACUCUUUAUCCCAAGCUAUAAAAUGGGAUGGUUCUUCUGGCGGUGUUAUUAGAAUGGUUAUAUUAACAAGCAAUGGUGUCGAACGUCUGAUUUUUUACCCAGAAGAAUACGAAAAUAUCUAA